CUGGCUACCAACAAUACCUUACAGAUGCCUUCAGCAGCCAUUAACGGGCUUCUGGAAUUGUCAGCUUUCUCUUUAAAAUAAAACCACGUCGCACAAGAGGAGCUACGGCUCAAGGGAAAAACUCUGUUCAAAAGGUAGAAAACCCUGAAUGGACUUUGCGGAAAGAAUUUUCGAAGACGCUCCUGUCCAACUGUUGCAAGCUCCCUCCAAUCAGAAGAAAUUAAUUUAAGGAAUCUUAGAAAACAGAAUGGAUUGAUUCAUACCAUCUAUAAUGCUCUACUCCCAAGUCAGCAGGAUAAGGAAGGCUUGUCUCUCUUUUUUAUAGAAUGUGUGACAGGCUGAAAAACUGAAUAUGCUGGAAUAAGCCAUCACUUCAAGCCAAACCCAUCCACAGCUUCCUUGGUUUCAAAUAUUCCUUUCAACAAGUACAACAAAAUGCCAUUCUUCGGUUGGAUGAAGUGGCCCAAAAAUUACUCCUACAAAAAUGGGCAAUACCCUGGUUCAGAAGUCGUGACAAACACACUCUUGAGGGAGCUGAAGUGGCAUUUGAAAGAACGUGAACGCCUGAUACAGGAGAUAGAAAAUGAGCAAAGAGUGCAGAAGACUGGUGUGGAUUAUAACUGGCUGAAGAGCUACCAAACCCCUCAGAUAACUAUCCCAGCCACCGAACAAAGACAACUUGAAGUUCUUUGCUCCCAGAUCCAACCAGGUCAAACUGGGAUCAUUCUCAGCAGGUUUCGAGAGGUUUUGGCAGAAAAUGACGUUUUACCUUGGGAAAUUGUUUACAUCUUCAAGCAAGUGUUAAAGGAGUUCUUAAACAAUCUUGAGAAGGAAGCUCCACAGGACCACACGGACGUUUGGAAUACAAAUUGUGCAGUACACUUCACAACACCGGGCGACAAUUCCAGCAAAACAGAUAAAGAAGAGAUCCCAACAGUAUCCAGUUAUGUUGACAAAAAUACACAGGGCAUGUUUCCAAUGUUCUCCCACAGAAUCUGGAACCUUCCCUAUUACCACCCAUCAGGUUAAAUGUGUCCACUUUCCUCCACUUUAUUUCCCUUGGCUAUGACUUUCCUGUGAAGAUUCAAAACUCCCAAGAAAUCAAAAAAUUAUUAUUGCCCUCCUGCUGUUCCUCAUGAUUGCAAGUUCAGCAUUUUAAACUUCUUACAACUCGCAUAUAAUUUACAAUAUUUAGAUAGUAGUUGUAGGUUUUUCGGGCUGUUUGGGCAUGUCCUGGAGGAAAAAAAAAUUCAAACAGCAACAUAACAAAGGAGAGAAACGCUAUCAAGUCUCUAAACUCAGAUCCUGACAUCAUCAUUCUGCCAGCAAAGGCCAUGCCUCCAGAAGACAGCCAAACAGCCCGAAAAACCUACAAAAAUCAUCGGAUCCCGGACAUGAAAGCCUUCAAGAAUACAAUAUUUAGAUAUUUAGAAUGAGAACUUCCUCCUAUUGUUUCACUAACUAAUGUUAUUGUGUAGAAGAAUCUUCUAACCAAAAGCACAUUGUAGCAGACCUUUUUAAUGAUAGGCUUAAAAUCUGUUGUUUGUAUUUUCCUGUUAUGCAUGCAAUGUAUCA
Molecule: messenger RNA, 1575 nt
Organism: Pogona vitticeps (central bearded dragon)
Lineage: Eukaryota; Metazoa; Chordata; Lepidosauria; Squamata; Agamidae
Gene: RD3L
Product: RD3 like
Source: RefSeq, a predicted model, not a curated record